AUGAUUGAUUCCUACUUUACUGUAGCAAGAUCUAAAGGUGCAAAACGAAAGCAAGAUGAGGAAGACAGCAAGUGUAAUCAGAAUCACAAAGUUGCCUUAAUGGAUGGGACAUGUGAUGUGGCUAGUGGCUCAAAUCAAACUUCUGUAAAUUCAAAAUUGUCGUUUCUUCAAAUGAAUAGAAAACAGAGUCUUCACUGGAAAAGGAUAACAGCUGAAAACCUGAAUCUUGAUUACAUUCAGCUCUUCUCUAAAUCCGAGGCUGAUGCCCUCUUUCAAGAAGCAGAAAAGUUGAUAAAGUACAAUGCUGAUAGCAAGGUGUUUGUUUAUGGGAAGUGGCACAAGAUUCCAAGAAAGCAAACUGCUUAUGGAGAUGCAGGUCUAAAUUAUACAUUUUCUGGCACGACAGUUCCUGCACAACCAUGGGACAAUGCGCCUUUCCUUAAAGAUAUCAGUGAUUUAAUAUCCUCUUUAACAAAUCAUAAGUUUAACUUUGUCCUUGUGAACAGAUAUAAUGACGGCAGUGACCACAUGGGCGAACACAGGGAUGACGAGGUUGAUUUGGUGUCCAAAAGUGCCAUAGCAUCCGUCUCUUUAGGUCAACACAGGGACUUUGUAUUUCGACAUAAGGACGCCAGAGGAAAAGAUGCUAAAAGAAAGAUUGAUCCUGUUAAGCUUGAACUAUCACAUGGAAGUCUGCUAAUGAUGAAUCACCCAACUAAUGUGUAUUGGUUCCAUUCUCUCCCUGUGCGGAAGAAAGCAAUGUGUCCAAGGAUAAAUUUGACUUUUAGGGAAAUGGUUGUUAAACACAAAGCUAGUGCCUAGUGUAACUAAGUUAAGAGGCCAGUGGGGCUCCUUUUUCACCCUGUAGGGUGGUGUGUACAAGACUUUUGUCUGAAAGUCAGAAAUGCUGCAGCAAAAAGUUGAAAACCCUAAAACAGAGAGAAACACAAACACGGAGCUUUACUUUACUUGACAUUAUAAAGAGACUGAGAUUUCAUGAUCAGAUUAAAAGUUUCCGAACCAGUACUUUCUAGAUUUCCCCCUUACCUCCUGUACUCUGUGUUAAUGGUUUUCAUUUCUUCCAGCUGUACCUCUAAACUGAAUAGCCAAAUAGACAUGCCCAUCGUAUUUAAGUGUGAAUGUUGCUGCUAUCAUAACAAGAACUCCUCAUUUGAAGUGUCACUGAGGAAAGCUUGAAGUGUAUUUUCUUUUACUAUAAAAAUUUAUAGAGUGUCCUAUGCAAACAAUCUUUGUUUCUCCAUGAAAUUGUAGGGGCUUUUGUUUAGGUGUAGAUCAUUAAAAUCCAUUUGCACUUAGAUUGCAUUUUAAGGAAAGGCUCUUUCAGUAAUAUAUUAUGUACUAUGAAUAUUCUUUUUUAGGGGCGGGGAAAGGGUGGUGGCAGGUGGCAGUAUGUACCCUGAGGGGACUCCCUAGAAAUACCUAUACCUAUAACUGGUUCUAUUUCAACCAAAAAGGAAAAGAAAUCAGGUAUAAUGGUAUAUAGUAAUACUGAUAGUCUUGAAUUCAACUCCAAAAUUCCCACUGGCACUCCUUCAAGACCUCAGACACACAACUCACCACAUUCCCCUACCCAAACAGAACGCCAAGCAAUGAUCCCCUCUGUCUUUUACAGCAGCAUAUAUAAUUUGACAAGUGUAAUUAUAAAAAGCUAUCAAUUGCAAACUGUAAGUGUCUUUGGUUAUAAACAGACCAAACUCGGCUCCUCUUUCACUUUCCCUUGGACCAACCUUGUUCCUAGGGUUCUCUCUCUUGCUUUGACAAAGAUCAAAUCCUGGUCAUGUGGAAAUGAGGUUUAAUAAAUUACGCAGGAGGGGAGGUUCUCCACUACAUUUUGUUGACUGGAUGAUGAAAUACUAUCUGGGGUAGGGAGAAAAUUCUUUCUUCAAAAUAGUGCUUGAGUUUCAGAGCUGGCUUCAAAGAGUGUUGCUUUUGGCUAAUUUCUAUAGCAUUCUUUUGAAGGAAAAUAGGUUAUUUGUUUAGAGAGUUUGUACUUGAAAAAAGAUUUGCUUGCUGUUCUGCCAACAGGAUAUGGAAAAUCUUAGGCGACUUGCAUGUGCAGACUUCGCUUUUUGUUAAUUUGCAUACUCUGCACAUGCAGUUCAUGACAAGGAAGUGAUAAUGCACCACCCAGGUGGCAGUUUAAAGUUUAUUAUGUUAUUUCAGGAGCCCAUAACCCGGAGUGAGCAACUCCCAUACUAGGCCUAUGUCACAGCAUUUUUACUGACCGGUUCAUUUGUAGACACAUUUUAGGGCAAUUUUUCCCAUGAAAAUGAAUCUCUGCCACAUCUAUGAACGCAUUUGAAGUGUAAGAUAUCAAAAAUGAAAACGUAGCGUCAUUAAAAGGCAAAAAUUAUCAUUUUUAGGUCUGUAUGUUUUGCUGACUGAUUUGUGGGACUUUAAAGAUAUUUUAAAUUUGUGCCAAAAUUGUUCUAAAAAUAAACUGGUCCAUGAAAACGCCUUGACACAAGUACAUGGAAGUUGCUUGCUCCAGGUUAGGGGCUUCUAGUUAUUUUUUGCUUCAGUAGCCUGUGUACAGAACCCUUCUCUCCUCAGGAAAGGUCAAUUUUCCUGAGGGAAGGGGUCUGUACACAGGCAAUGCUCUGGCUGGUGCAUGAUAUACCUUGUUCUCAGUGUUGCUCCCUCUUGCAAUUAUGCCAUACCAUUUUUUCGGGUGUUUUUGACAUUUUCAAAUACCCCUGCCAUCCGCUGAUAAUGAACGAGGUGGAAAACUCCGAUCCUCUUAGACCCUGACAGAAAAGUUUUGCCAUAGCGACAAUUUACCCUUCUUCCCCUCCCUUGUUUUUGGGAGCCACGUGACCAUCAGAGGUCGAGAAAAGAUAGAACCCUGGGAACGAGGUUGGGAAUAGCCUUACGUAAUUAUGUGACGUCAUAAGACAAGGUCUCUCAGGUCGUGACCAGUCCUGCUCGGCUAACUUCAUUUUAGAACAACAAUGGCAGAAGCUCCAGGGGGAUACUCGCUGCGAGAAGUUGAGAUGAAUACUGACGAUAGAUAUGGCUUUAAGAGAGAAUAUAGGAAACAGAAGUAAGAAUCCGUUAUUUAUAUUGCAUUCUGUGUGACUUUUCAAUAGAUCAGUAGUUUGCUCUAUGGACCUUUUUCGACAGCACGCACGUCUUCCUCGAAGGUCACCUGAGCGGUGCGAUUUUUACGUUCAUGGAAGCUCUAAAUCAUCGGAGAUUUAUUACCAUAUAUCGAGGAAUUUCCCAAACCAUGGUUAAAGUGAAAGAAAGCUGUGUAUGGCUUUUAAAAGGAAAUCUAAGUGUUCCAUUUAUAUAACAUGUGGUGCAAACGCACACGCUUAUUCUUUUUUUAUGCUUACCAACUGCAUUUGUCUGGGGCAGUGACUUCUCCAAAGGACGAUAAUUCCCUUCUAAAGGGCACUGUUUCAAUGUCUUUUGUGACUUGCAGAGUAAUGAACCACCGCUUUAAAAUUUUUGGGCAGAUGUUCUCAAAAAAAGUGUUGUAAGUUUUUAGCAAAUCAUGAAUGAAAUCACAGUUGUAGAUUGCCGCUGUGCAUUUUUAAAACGGAAGAAUGCCGACGUAGUAAGUGUAAUCGAAUUCUUUAACAGUAGGAAGUAUUUUGACUGUUAGUUGAUAGGGGUCUGAUAGGUAUCUACAUCUAUGACUUUCGUUUUUAAAAUAGUAAGUGAUUUCUAAUUAUGAUGGUAAACACAUCCUAACUAAAGUACUUAUUUCAUUUUUAGCUUAAGUGAACUGCUGUUAAGUAGAAUGUAUAAGCUCACAUGAAUUCAUAACAUUUCAGGCUGAAUUUUAGAGACAUGGAAGUUGGAACAGAAGAUAACAAGGAAAGCAAAAGAGGAAAAACAGUGAGUUGAAGUGACAAAUAUAGACAAGAAAAAAAUCCCAGAGUCUGUCGCUACUGUCAUUUUAAGUUAUAAAGGCAAAAAUUAAAGCUAAUAAAAAGCAUUCAGAGAUUUGGGAUUAAGCAGAAACAAUCACCCUUCGAUCCCCUACAGUAAAAAAAUUAGUUUCCAAAUGUUGGGAAUUAUUGUCAAUCCUCACAGGAAUAAAGGGAUGUGUCAGGAACAUAGAAACUCUCCAGAUUCUCCCAUUUGUUUCCCUGACCACAUGAUUCCAGAUGAUCAGGGAUAUAAUAAUAUUGAUUUCAAGGCUUUGUUAAAGCUGGCCUAAUCUGGAUGGUCAGGGAAACAGCAAUAUUGCUGAUCAUUUGAAAUCUUCCCUACAAAUGGAAACCAGGGGUGCUUACCAUUUAUGUGGGAAAACCAGAAAUUUUGUUGGAAUUGCAAAUGGUUCGCUUCAUCCCAUUUGGGAAUGCUUCAGAAAAUAUGGGCUGUGUUUUAAUGUGAUGAAAUUUUUCAACCCUUUUUAGUCAGUGUUCAGCUGAUCUCGAUAUACUUUGUAGCAAGUCAUUCUCCCUCCACAUCAAAUUUUAUAGUUUUAUGUUCAUGCACAAAAUUUUCACAUGGGUAGUUUUUAUAAAUGGCAAGCACCUCAGGCUUUAAAUGAGUACCAUCAAUAGAAAUUUAAGGUGAAGGUUGAUCAAAUUUGCCUAUUUACAAGUUACCUUUAACUUAAAGAAAUGUUCCUGCCAAGAAACACAGCAGCUGCAAAUUAACCAGUUGAAUUUUGCUGCUUGCACGUUUAUUAGUUUGUUUAAAACUGCAACUUGUAUGGAUUGUGUUCAACUGUGAAAAAUUGUGGAAACUUACAGUAGCUCUGUUUUGAAUUUAUUUCUCAAAUUUUUAAAAAAUGUGAUUUGUGUCAUUAAAUAUACCAGUAGCUAGUGCUACAUAAUUCAUAUGAAAAAUGUAGUAAUAUUAUUUUUAGAACAAAGGUUAACCUAAUCCCUCAUCUUCUUAACUAUCUUAUAGUCGUAAAUUAAUAAUGACCCCUUCUCAUUCCAUUAAAUUAGUUUUUAAUAAUAAUAUUAUUAUUCAUCUUCAUUUUAGUCUGAAGAACAAAACAAUCCAUUCAACAUGACUGCAAAGAACUUUCCAAAAAGGAGGUAUGUUUUUUAUUCUUAAUAUUGUUAUGUCCAGGGCCCUAUUAAAAAAUCAGGAUUAUAUUAAUUUUUCUGUUCCAUUUUGAAUAAUAUUGUAUUUAAAAGCUAACAGAUUCAUUUUAUCAAAUGUUUCUGACAGGAAAAUUAGAAAGGCGAAGAAAUAUGUUUAUUCUACUGUACUUUUUUUUAUUUCAGAAGCCGAACGCAUCCUUCUGUGGCCUCCUACAAUCGCACCAGGUACAACUGUGUUUUAAAUACCUGCCAACAACGUUUUUUAAAUCAAAGGCAUGAGGUUUUUUGGAGAGUACUACAGUGUAGGAUUAUUUGCAGAGGACCCUAUCGCAGGGUUCACACAGUCUUGAAAAGUCCUUGAAUUUUAAGGGAAGUCCUUGAAAAGUCCUUGAAUUUCAUUUUUUCUUGAAAAGUCCUUAAAAUGUGCAAGUCCUUGAAAUGUCCUUGAAUUGUUUUCAACUUUAAAUGUAGUGACCUGGAAAGUGUUUUUUGAUGCUCUUUGGUUGUCAAUAUUUUAUGCAAUAAUUAACUAUCAAUUUAAGACAAGUGAACUGAAAAAUGUAGAGAAGUUAGUGAAGAAAACAGUUCAAGCCUUAAAGCCUUAUAAGAAUGGACUGGGAAUUGGCAUUUAUAUACAAUGUGUGAUUCCAAAAAACAUCCAUACCCCCCCCCCCCCUCACUGAUGGUCAAUGGACUUUCCUAAGGGUUGGGGGGGCUAAAGGUUAGACAUUUCCGAGGGGUAUGGGGGGUGCCUACGAGAAGAAUUUUCCACAGGGUUGUAAAAGACGCGAUCGAUCGUACGAGACAUACGAGGCAUGAAGUCUUUAAAUAAAUGUCGUCCUUCAGGCAAAUCCAUCGCAAUUCUCGCUGCAAUUCUCAACAGGUCCCUUGCUUCUCCGGGAAUAAAUUUUAGCGCAUCGAUUAAUAAUGUCGAACAUGUAUCCAGAUUGCAGACUCGAUUGCAGAUUAGUCUGAUAGAAACUUAGGCUAAUCGAGAACAAACGUCGUCUAUCUCGGCACUAUAUUUCUUGAGCUUGUGUAAACAACUUUAUGCAAAUUUCGGUUGACAUUCAGGGAGUUCAUCGCGACAAAGCGUUGCGUGACGACCCAAAUGAGAGCUUUGCUGUAUUUUAUUAUUGACUUCUAAUAAAGUACCGUUGAAGGCAAGCUGUUUGUCGAACAGACUUCAAGCCAAAUCAACUUUUGCCCAAAAAUAUUAAUGAUCUGUUUCUUCUUUGUCGAGGAGACUUUCGAUCACAUGCUAAGCAACGAAAUAGAUCAUGUUUCACCGAUGUUCAUUUCUGAACAUGAAUCGAUGCAAAUAUGGGACUCAAAAUGAAUGUUUGCAUAUUUUGUUCUUUUAACUUUGAAGUUAUGCUGUAAAUGUUGCUUUUGAGAUGAAACUGACUAAUAGACUAGAUGUGUACAUUAUUGAAACUUAAUUACGGUAUCAGAAAUCAACUUUGGGACCAGAAGCCGAAGAUUUACUGAUAAACUUUGCCUGUAUUAAAAGAAGAUUCAUUUUGAAAUUUGAAAAUGUUCAUAUAGUUUUAUUUCAAUGAAUAGUUCAAAUUUGAAGUUAUGCUGUAAAUGUUUUCUUGAGAUGACAAAAACAUAUUAAUCUCUGUUUUCGUGCCUCGUGCGUUUUGCUGGAUGGACUAAUAAAAAAGAGAGACUGCUCAUUAUCAAGCAUGCUCUACCUGCGUAAGAAAUAUAAAUUGCUUUUUAAAAAAUUACAAAUAGGUUAGAGAUUAUAAAAAACUGUGUCUUAAGAUGAGAACAGUUAACUUUAAACGGUACACGGUCGAUAAUCUCUAAAUGCGGCAAAUAAACACCAUGAAAAGGAAAAUAGGAAAUUCCUGGGGGGUAGGGGGUUAUAUAUGACCCCUCAGGAGCGAAAAUUCCGAGGGGGUGGGGGGGUCUAAUUGGAAGAACCAUCCGUGGAAGGGGUAUGGAUAUUUUCUGGAAUCACACAAUCUGUGAAAUUGUAUUCCUAGUAGGUGGUCCUUGAAAAUCUAAUGUGGUCCUUGAAAAGUCCUUGAAAAAUAGUUGCAAUUUUUUGUAUGAAUGCUGAAUCAUAUCUGAAGGUACAACCUAAGAAGUUCCAUUGCAUUCCUUUUUAUCAUUGAAAUGAAACUGAGAUCAGGGUUCUCUGAAAGCUCUUGUGAUUGGUAAAAGUUUUCAUCCUCUCAUUACUGAAGCAUUGGCUACUCACAAUAGAGAGAGACACUGAAACUUUUUUUUCCACCGUAGUCAAGUUUGGAAGACAUUGUAAUCAAGUGGCUUACAUUAUUGUUAUUUCCUAUUCACAGGGGAAGCACAGUUAGUGCUAAUAAAGCCCUAGAACUUGUUCGAGCAGCCUUGCAACCAUCGCUCAAUGCGGAAAUUGAGUCUGUUUUGAAGAGCUACCAGGAGGUUUGUUUUACCAGUGCAGCACAUGUUAAUAGAUAAAUGAGAAGAUAGCCAAUAAUGUCACAACUUAAAUGACCAAUCAGGUCAAUAUCCAGAGUUGAAUACUGAUAUGAUACACUUAGAUUGACCCUUAAGAUGACUCCAGCACAGGUUGUCAAAACAUCAGUCACUAUCAACAACAGUCAUAUUCAGGAUUACACUCACCCAGAUGAUCAUAUUCCACCUUCUUAUGAAAUAAUGCCUAGGUUCAAAACAUUCAAAGGUGAUCAAUUGUUUCUUUUGCCAGAUGUUUCGCAUGGCUGCACGUAACAUCAAAGACAACACAAGUGAACCUGUCUCAGAGGAACAGAUAAAAGCUGUGUUAAGACGCAGCCUUGAUGAGGUACCAAUACUCUUAGUAAAAUUUCUGGUACCCAUUCUAGUCUAGCCCUGGUGACGUUGAGUCAUUUUUGAACUGGAGUGUUCAGAGUUCAAGCUGCAGCAUACAAACGUAUAAAAACAAUUACAGUCCUGACUUAUUGUCUUUCACAAUUCCCCAUCACCUUAACCUUUUCACUGGACCCAGAACAGGCCAAAGUCAAAACUGGACAGAUAUCCAAAUAUUUACUUUUUAAAUGCCCCCUAAAAUUAGUACCAUUACGGUACUGUAACAAUACUACCAAAGACGUUUCAUCAGACAGGGGAUUUUAGAACCAACUUAAUCCUUUAAGCCCCAAUAUUCACAUGCAAAUUCUCCAAACUGAUCUCCAUACAGUUUCUGUAAGAAUUAGUUGAGAGAAUUUGAUGAAAGAUCGUGGCAUUUUCUCUUUGGUGGUCAUUUUAUUAAUUCUCGUAACUUUAUCUCUUGACAAUGUAUGGAUAUUGUUUGCAGAAAAUUGUUGUUGGUCACUAUAGGCCAGUUGCACUAAGAGGUCACGUGACCAAUGCUUCCUUUAAACAAUGAGUUGGAAUCUUGCUGAUGCCAUAAAUUGACAGAGCACAUAAAAAUUAUCUUACACCCGAAAUUUGAGGGGAAACGCAUUUAAGGGAGAUAUUUUAUGGCACUUUGAUUUUUCGACAAAGCAGUAUGAUUUGUAUUGGCCGCCAUGUUGGAGGGCAUAUUCUUGCCCUCCAACAUGGCGGCCAAAAGUACUUUUUGCUUCUAUCUUGUUGAACGUUUGAUAGUUGCACUCAGAUGUGCUGUAAGCGUUACCACAUCAUCUUUUCAACAUUUCCCUUGAACUUUGAGUGCAAAAUUUGUCUUCUGAAAGAUGUAAUUCCUAAUCUUAAAAAUCACAUUUUGGUCACGUGACCAGCUACGAACUUACUCAUUUUAAGAUAAUGGUGCUGGUUUGACAAACCAAAUCACUAUUAUUUUCUUUAAGAUAUGACGCGCUAAUCGUUUUUCGAAGGCAAAAUCAUAUAACUUUCAUUUUCAUAAAAACGAUGCCUCUUAGUGCAAAUGGCCUAUUGGGACUUAAAGGUUAAAAGACUCCAUCAUUCACCUUAGGAGUGAGAUAGCCUCUUCCAGGCUACAGUAUAGUAGUGCUGUUGUGCUGUAAAAGGUGAUGCAAAAAAUGCACGUGGGGGCUGGGGAGAGAGAGGUGGCAUAUCUUAUUUUUGCUUGCAUAUGAUAUACAAGGGGCAAAUGCUUUGAUCUUUUAUCAAAAUCUUUGCAUGUUGGUGUCGUGGAUUAAAGGAUGGACACCAGUGUAAGCCGCAGUGUAUCAUGAAUGUUUUAAUGUCUGACUUCAGCAGUUACAUUUUAUGUCUUAAUAUUAUGAAAUUUUAAGUAUAUUAAAUUUUGGCUUUACCCUGACUAGCUACUGGCCCUUAUGCAUGAUUACAUCAGACAAGCAAAUUUCACCACCAAACCUCACUUUUAAGCAAAAUUCUUUGCAUUUGCACUAUUUAUUUUGUGCAUGGAUAUUCUUUUCAACUCUAAAAGACAUGGAAAUUCAUUUAUGCAAAACUCUGUUGCUUUACACUAUUUCAAAAUGAGGCUUAGUGGUGCAAUUUGCUUACUGACCUAAACAUGCAUUAGAGCUAUUAAAAUAAUGAAAUCCCUGUGUUCAACAGGCUAAGGUCUUGUUCAGAAUGGACAACAAAAUUCACCCAGACAGCAGGGUAGGAAAAUAUUGCUAUUAGUUUGUUUUCUCAAUUAGAGUGAUUUUCGUAUGAGCUUGAAAUGAAAAUGUAGAAACAAAAAAUGAAUGGAAGUAGAGCAAUUUGAUUGGUUUAUUUAAUGGAUACAAGCACAUUUGGCUUUUGGUUCCAGGUUAAGCGAACGCUCAGGUGAAAAAACUUCAUGCCUGAGAACUUUCUAGAAAUCAAGCGAUACUUCGCUUUGAUGUCACACCGCAACACAAUUGGCCAAUAGAACAAUGCCUUCUCCACAUUAGGGUUUUCUUUGGCAUGAAAACAAAGAGUCCAUGUUUUGAUCUUUUCAUCCAUUGGUUGAUAAAACAAAUAACGAACACUUACCGAAACCAUUUUUCAAGAUCAUACGAAAAUCGCUCUAACAACAAUUGCACUGAGUGUGUGAGUUUCUUGACAUUUAAAAAGCUCUAUGAUCUCUAGAUCAUAUUGUACCCCUUGGUGAUGUUAAAAGAAAAUUGAACCACAACAUAUCUUCUGGUUUUUUGAAGGAAUGUCUUAAGUUUUUCCAUUUCUUACCAUAUAUUUGUUUCAAACUCAUUAUUAUUAAAGGGAAAGUUUAUUACCUAAAUCCAAGGAUAAAGUUGAACCACAACAGAUAUAUUGUACAGUUUGUGAGCACACCCUGAUUGAUUUCUCUUCAAUAUUAUCAAGCAACUGCCCAUCAGGCAGUCAUGAUGUUACUCACUCUAGAGCUUUAUAUAGCCACUUCACUUCUUAAAAGAAAUUUCAGUUGAUAGAACUACAAUCUAUCGUAGCAGUGGUUGCUGCCGGGUAUUCAUAUUGUGAUUGCUUCUGCUGAUUACUAAGGGCCUGUUUACAUUGAGGCAGGGAGCCCCUGUAAGUGAGGUAACCUUCCUGUCCAUAUAAUGGCUCAUAUAGUCACCACACCUACCAUGUAAAUGUGAUCAAAUUAACAUGAGUUUAUAUGGACAGGCAGGUUAUCCCACUUAAGCAGGUUACCUCACCUGCCUAGCGUUCCCCGCCUCAAUGAAGACAGGCCCUAUGAGUUAUUUCUAUAAAAUCGCUAUGCAUGCUGAACUUUUUUCAACUUUCCUAAUGAUCACAACAACCAAUAAGCAUCAGUCAUGAAGAAACCACGUGUAUUUAUUGCUGUAUUGGUGCAGUGAAUUAGCCAGUCAAUAACUGAAGAUGUAGAUAUAAUUUUUCAGUGCUUCUUGUUAAAGAAAGAUUUAAUUUUUUUAUAGAUGAGAUAUGAAAGGGGAGGAAGCCCAGCAGUUGUGAAAAAGGUUUGUGUACUAUUCUUAAAACUGAGGUCAUGGAAUUAGCUUUUCCUAUACACCUGAUGCACUUGUCUUGCAACAUUUUUUUUUUUUAAUUUUGCAGAAGAGGUCGCGACCUGAUCCAGACAAAGAAAGGUAUUGACUCAAAGUGUAAUUUGACUAUUAUGAAAUAAGUUUCUGUCGAUUAGUGUUGAAAUGUACUGUACGAGUAUAUGACAAUAUUAUUAUUGCACCAAUCAUACAAAAUAUACUGCACGUAGUCAUAGCAACAAAAGUGUUAGUGUAGCAGUAUGAGAAGGUUGCACAAACUGUUACUUACUCCUAACUCUUACUCCUCACAGAAUUACAAGAAAACUUUCUAUUAAGUCUAUCACUAUCGUGGUUUAAAGUGAAUAGAAGUUGCAUUGAGGAACUGAUCCUUUGUUACCACCUAUUUUUUUAUUGCUUUUAGUGAUGAGUCAUCACCAGCCAAGUCAAACAAAUUGGAAUCCAGAGUAAUCACCUUUGAUGUAAGUUUAGCUUAUUAUCUCCGUCAUGAAAUGAGAGAUACACUGCACAUUCUGCAACAAGUGUUGAUAGACCUAUAAUUUCAGUAAUGGGUUUUAACUUAAGAGAAAUCCCAUCCUUGUAGACCUAAAUGCCAAAUAGACUAACUUCUUUGUAAUUUUUAACAUCAGGGUGCUCACAACCUAGUUCACUAUGAAUGCUCAACCUAUUUUUUUUACAUUGACGUCUUUGAAUAGAAUUUUUUCGGAAGAAUUCAUAGUUUUAUUCUGUGUGUCAUUUUAAUUGCCUUCCUUCCUUUCCUUCUUUUAACCUUUACAUAUUAUAUUGUUUAAUUUCUUUAAGUGAAGUCAAUAGUAGUAUUCUAGCACAUAAAUUUUCUAACACAUAAAUUUUUGUCUGACAAAUUAUAUUCCUGUGAUUUUGUUGUUAUUUUUCAGUGGAAGCCUGAUGAACUUAAUGAGAAUACAGAGUUUGUGAUGGGUGUAAAAGCAAACAAGUACGUUGCAUAGUUAUACAUUAACAUCAAAAUAUAGGGAACUGUUGUUUAAAAAGAAAAACAAAGAAAGAGCCUUUGUUACUCAAUGAUGUGUAAUGGCAGAGUGGUUAACCUUUUAAGUCAAUACUACAGUCAAAUGAAAAAGUUAAAAACCAGCUUUGAUCUCAUCCAAUUCUUUUGAUGAAUUCUUUAAAGAAAUGUAUGGAGAACAGUUUGAAGAACUUGUAUCUGGAUAUUGGGGCUUCAAAAGUUAACACCUUGACUUUGCUCCAGUUUUUUUUGUUUCCUCAGGAGUUUAAAUAGGUUGAUGGGUGACGUACAGUACAUGUACUGUUAGAGGGUUAACCCGGUGAUUGACCAGCAUCCCAUUCAGGUGCAGGUCAGGUGGUGGAAGCAAUAUUCCUAGUUGCUUCAUUUAGGCUCUGUUUUGUUUUUUGGCCUCCUUGGUUUAUAUGUACAUUUUAGGAUCUUUUAUUUUUUAUUACCAAAAAAGUACUAUUUGUUGCAGUAAAUUGUAUUGUAAAAGUUACACAUUUUUUUCCAUCAUCAUUACCAGUAAUUUUUCUAUAAAACUACCUUUGUUGGUUCUGAUCUUGCUCUGAGAGAAACACUGUUAUCUUACAGUACUUAUUUUGUUGUAUUUCUGAUAAAUUAAGGGCCCUUGGUAUGGCUGCAACUAGGGGAAAGAUUUAUUACAGGCAUCCAGAGCUGUUCAAGGUAAAAUUGAUUUUUAAAAAUUUCAUGUGAAACAUUUUUACUUUUUGUCAUUUUUUUUGGUAAGCCAGUAAUUCAGGAACAAAGCUGAAGUGAAGGUAAAUAAUAAGAGAAAUAAUAGUUGGCCCAUGGCAAGUCAAGUUUGCCUGUCAGUAGGCUUAGACCAUUGAUUUUUCUCGACCUUUUAAAAAAUGAGUCUUUGUUACUUCGCUGGAAACAUGAUCUCUUAACAACACCAUUUACUCACUUCAAAAAGUAGCAUCAGUCCUGUCCUGUUGUUAGCAGAAGGCUUAGGUAAAGAGCUUGGAUUAAGCACAGAAAAUCUUGGGUUAAGUCACCAUCACUGGUUAAGUCACUGUCAACAGCAGUCCUAUUCAGGACUACAUUUACCCGGACAAUCAUACUCAUCCUACUUACACGAGAUACUGUUGAACAUUACGUGAGAAAGAAAUGAUAAUAUGAUUUUCACUUGAAAAGAAAGUCUCAUAAUACAUUGUAAGUUUGUUGGCUUCUCUUUUAGUAUUCUGGUGAUUCUGAUGACAAGCUGUGGCUUUAUGAACAAAAUGAACUUCCCAUCACUGGAGGAAAGGUGUGUUGCUUCAGGUUACUAGAAUAUACAGUGUGGUAUUGUUCAAUUUGAAUGUUAGGAAACAAUAAUUUUGUAGCAAAGCUGUGCAACAUUCAAUAAAUCAAUGAGAUACAUAGGCAUCUUAUGGUGUAGCAUUAAUGAAAGUUUAUUAUCAUACUUUUUACUGGUACCCUCUUUUAACAGACACCUAUUAAAGUUUGACCCUCCUAUUAAUGCCUAUGUAUAGUAGUAAAAUCUUGAAGUUAUCAUCGUCAAAGUUUUUUUUUUUUUGUUAUAAAGGCACCGAAUAAAGUAUGAUAAAGUUACUUGUGUUGGCAAAAAAAAUGCAGGAACAGCGACAACAACAAUCAAGCGAGAGUGAUGCAGAAACAUGAAGUCUAUGUACUAGUAAGAUAUAAACUCUAUUUAUUUUUGUAGGCUUUUCUUAUGAUAGCUGAUGACAUCAGAAAGCUGGCAAAUCAUGAAGACUACAGGUCAGUAAUAAGCAUUAAGAUUUCAAGAUUUUAUCUCAGUUGUCGUUCACACUGAAGUUAGUUUGAAAUGUCAGUCAUCUCCACCCCUAAUACACGUGCUGUUAUUAUGGUACUGGUAUUUCAGUCUCAGCCUUUCAAAUUUAAGUGGGGAGCAAUGUAAAUUGGAGAAUGGAGUGAAAAAAUAAUGAAAAAGAGGGAAAGAGAAGCUCCAUCACUGCUUUUCCCCCUUUUCUUGUAUUGUUCUGUUGUCUUUUGUGCGCAACCCCUUUAUCACCUGCCUGGAUCAGACUAAUUUAAGGUUGGCAAGAGGGAUGAUUGGUCAAGUGGUAAUCAAAUGUUGUGUGUGAACUUCAUUCCCCAUAGAGAGUGAAAGCUAAUCUGGUGAAAACAUUGGCUCUACAAUCCUGGUCAUAAUUUGUUUAAACACUUCCAAAAAACACAGGAUAAACUUAGUCGUUUUGUGAAUACAUAUAUUGCUUCCUUCACGUUCCUGCAAUGUUGGUUUCACACGUUUGGUUAGGAAUAAACGUCUUCAAAACCCACAUUGAAGGGGAAUUCAAAGAAAAAAUUUGCAAGCGCUUCAACAAUUACGACUGGGAAUGUCUGGUUUUAGCAGGGACAGCCCUUCCAUUUGUCUGGGGAUUUUUUUUGUUAUUUAUUAUUUAUUUAGAGCUAGUUCUUUUAAAAUCUAUUAUCACAGUCUUUCAGGGCCUUGCCAUUAUCUCUGGACACAAGUACUCCGAAAUUUCUGUAACCAGUAUCACAUAUCAGUUUUAGUGUGUGUUGGGGGAGGCAAGUUAAGUUGGUAUUCCCUAGGCAUAAACCCUCCUUCAGAAUUUUCUGGAUUUGCCCCUGAUGCAAGCUCAUUCUUGGAGAAAGAAAAAGUGUAUGGAAGAUUAAAUUUUUCUUAUUAAGUUGUUAAUUUCCUUUCAACAGAAAUGUUGUAGGUCUUAAUCUGGAAGAAAUCAAAGGAUUUAAAGUUCCGCCUAAAAUGUUGGAGAAGAUCAGAAACCACAUGAGA
Molecule: messenger RNA, 14628 nt
Organism: Porites evermanni
Lineage: Eukaryota; Metazoa; Cnidaria; Anthozoa; Scleractinia; Poritidae
Source: the annotation of a GenBank genome assembly